Molecule: messenger RNA, 975 nt
Organism: Lampris incognitus (smalleye Pacific opah)
Lineage: Eukaryota; Metazoa; Chordata; Actinopteri; Lampriformes; Lampridae
Gene: enkur
Product: enkurin, TRPC channel interacting protein
Exons: 5
Coding region: 87-857 (256 amino acids)
Cellular component (GO): acrosomal vesicle
Molecular function (GO): calmodulin binding
Source: RefSeq, a predicted model, not a curated record
UCCAACAGCCGGACUCCGCAAAACUCGCAAGCCGCAUUUUAUUUGUCCAUUAAAACAUCUGUUGGGCUACUUUCAUUCACCCAGACAUGUCGACCGCCAUGUAUCCCCAAGAGAACAUCCACAACUUUAUCCCAAAGCAGGAGCUCAAAGUGGACAAACCACCAAGAUAUAUAUCCAAGUUCAGGUCAACAGUUGUGCAGGAAAAAAAGUUAAAUAAAGAUGCAAGGAAAACAAUGGGGCCAGUGAAAGUAGAGGAGCCAUCCCCCAAGAAAUACCUGCGGAAGCAUUCCAGGGAGCCCACACUAUGUUCAAAAGUGAGUGGCAACACAUGCACUUUGAAGAAACCAGAGGUUCCUAAGCGGAUGGACAACCCACGUAUGGGCAUUCAUCCCAAAAAAGACUUUGUAAAAACGAAUGCCAUGGAGAACAUCAUGGCAGUACCGCGGAAGCCACAGCCCAUCUAUGCAGAUACCAAGAGGGGGCACAAACAGCCCCUAGAAAACUCAGGGCUGGUCCCUAAGUACAUCAAGAAAAAGGACUAUGGAGAGACACCAGAGUACCUACUGCAGCGCAAGGAGGAGGUUAGAAAGGCCCAGGAGGCAAAUGACAAUUAUGACAAGGAACGGAUGAAACAGGAGAUAUUGAAGCAGUUGUCUGAGGAGGAGCGACAGACCACCCUCGAGAGCCUAAAGAAGAACUGGGGAGAUCUGCAUCACCAGUACCAGGGCCUCUCGGUGGUCACAGACACGACACCCAAAAAGCACCACAAAGAGCGGCUAGAGUUGGCUAUGAAACAGCUGGAGGAUGACAUCGGCCUAAUCGGGAGAUGCAAGACCAUCUACAUAGCAGACAAUUAAGACAUUUAAACCCUUGAGAAGAGAAUAUCAGCCCAAAGCAGAGUUUGAAAAAUGUCUUUCUGGACCAUUGCCUGCUCAGAUAGUUGUCUGGCUGGGGUCUUCCUGUUUGGAUGAUAAU